Gadus morhua (Atlantic cod) is the source of this 1850-nucleotide messenger RNA. RefSeq names its product zinc finger protein 467. The transcript is spliced from 2 exons. Gene Ontology annotation, molecular function: RNA polymerase II cis-regulatory region sequence-specific DNA binding; DNA-binding transcription activator activity, RNA polymerase II-specific. NCBI's taxonomy places the organism in Eukaryota, Metazoa, Chordata, Actinopteri, Gadiformes, Gadidae. The record is from RefSeq and is a predicted model, not a curated record. Bases 108 to 1220 code for a protein of 370 amino acids. Gene Ontology annotation, biological process: regulation of transcription by RNA polymerase II. Gene Ontology annotation, cellular component: nucleus.
GGCCAGCGUAAUACACCAGAAGAAGACAACAUAAUAAUACGCUAGAAGAAGAUAACAUAAUACACUAUAAGACGAUAUUAUAAUAAUAGACCUAGAAACAGAAGAGCAUGACAGCUUCUGAUGCUAGGAUGUGGACGAUAGGAGAAUUGAGAGCGGUGCUCCAUCACCCGGUCAUCGGGGAUAACGCGGAGAUGCGGGGAUAUAUUCAACAAACCAUUUCAGAAUACCAGGAGGGAGUUUCUCUGUUACAAGGAGAGAAUAGUCGGAAAUGCAAACUGCUAACCGCAGCCUGGAGUCCCCAGGUUCGCUUGGACAGAGCAGAGGUCCUGCAGCACACGGCCUGUAGAGAGGCGCCCUCCCCCCGUCUGUUCCAGGUGGAGACAUGGACUCCAGGCACACGAGUCAAAGAGGAGGCGGAGCCAUGGAACCCAGGCCUACCAGUCAAAGAGGAGCGGGAGGAGCUGUUGGUCAGCCCUGGGGGAGACGGUGGUCAGGAGACGACGGAAGAGGACGUCAUCCAGGACCCGUCCUCUCCUGGUUCCGUGAAGACGGAAGACGAUGAUGAAGAAGAACUCGCUCUGCCUCCGCCUACAGAUCCAACGGAGGCUUGGCUGCCAACCGGGGACUCUGAAACAGACGUAAAGCCAGAACCACAACUUCUUUCCUGCGCGUCGGACCAGUAUGAGACAACCGAACCACAGCCUCGGCCCUGCUUGUUGGACCAGUAUGAGACAACCGUGAAGGAGGAAGCAGGUGAAGAGAGCGGCGCCAGGUCAGGAGUCCCAGUUGGAGACUUGCGUCCAGACUUGGACUCUGGAAUGCGGAUUGGACGACGAGUCAAAUUCGUGGAAAAGCUCUUCCAUUGUCCGGUGUGUGAACUCAAAUGCGUUUCCAAAGCUCACCUCCGGACACACAUGAGGGUUCACACGGGUGAGCGACCGUACUCGUGUCCGGACUGCGGCAAGGCGUUCACCACUAAGGGCGGGGCCAACAGACACAUCCGGGGGAUCCACCACGGAGACAGACCCUUCCGCUGCGAGUUCUGCACCUUCAGCUUCACGUUCAAGUCGGGCCUGAACCGACACCUCCGCGUCCACACCGGGGAGAGGCCGUACACCUGCUCUUUCUGCGGCCUCAGCUUCACGCAGAGCGGCAAUCUGACCACGCACAUCGACGUCCACCAUAGAAUAACGUCCGUCAAAUGCAAGAUGAAAGCGUGAUGGCUUAAAGAACCCUCAACUGGAGAUUAGAUCUCGUUACUGUUUAUAACAUGUUAUUGUAUUGUGCACGGUUUAUUAAAGGCAAGAUUUAUGUCCUGUUGCUCAGAAAUCAGGAACUUACAAAUUUCUCCACCUUUUCGGACCCUUUUUCCCAUCGAUUUGAGGUUAAGGAGAUAAACGCAGACCACGGUUUUGAACUCGGUCCGGUAUCGAGUGUGAAACGGUGCAUCAUUUCCUUCGGGGCAUCGGCCCACCAUCAAUCUAUGUCGUCGAUAAGUGCUCGUUUUUAUUUGUUGUUUCUUCUUGGGUGUUUUUUUCAAACUUGCAUACUGCACUGCACACCUUACGGUUAUUAAUAUUGAUUUAUUUGUAGAUGGUUAAGGGUUACUUUUUUCAUUAAACGGAAAGACCUCCUGUCUUCCACUAUUCAAAUGAAGAAAGGGCAUCUUAAGUGGCAUCUCAAAUGCUUUUCACUCCAGGAAAUAUCAACCAUUUACUACAACCUGUACAUUCCAGAUGAGUCACUGGUUCUGUUGAUCACCUUUUGGGCAAUGUGUGAAAUUCGCUCAAGUCCCAGGAAUUACUUCAUCAUCUAUCCUCAAUAAUGAUAAAUGAUAUAAUAGACCAGAA